AAAUGUUGACAGGAGUUGAGGAGUUGUAAGAGUUUAGUUGGCUUCCAACCUCGAGUGUAAUCCGCCCCAACACUAGCACGCUGACCAGGGUGAACGUCAGUGCUGAAGGAUGAUGACAAAAAUACUGAACGGUGAACUGACCUUCACCUCACUGAAACCUCUGGAUUUGUCGACCUGUUCUAAGGAAGAGAUCAAGCUUUACUUCGAGAACAGCUAUGACUUGAACGAAAGCCUCUUCACGGCACUCAAAGAGGAGUCUGUGUUUUACAAAUGCCCCGACCGUCUCCGCCUCCCUCUCAUCUUCUACUUCGCCCACACAGCGACCGUCUACGUCAAUAAACUUCUUCUUGCCAGCUUUAUCAAGAGCAGAGUGAACUUUGAAUUUGAAACUAUGUUUGAAACUGGUGUUGAUGAAAUGUCAUGGGAUGACACGGAGAACUACCGUAUGGGUGGAGGCUUUGAGUGGCCUUCCCUGGACCAAGUAGUGAAAUACAGACAAAGAGUGAGAAAUCUGAUUCUUGACCAGAUAGACGACACCCCACUCACCCUACCUAUUACAGCGGAAAGUUCCUGGUGGGGUCUUGUCAUGGGGAUGGAACAUGAAAGGAUUCACCUGGAGACAUCGUCUGUUCUCAUACGCCAGCUGCCCAUACAUUUGGUGUCCAAGCCCGAAGGAUGGACAUAUGGACCUGUGAAAAGUGGCUCCAGUGCGACCGAGAACUCACUGAUCUCUGUCGAGACACAUGAUAUCACAAUUGGCAAGCCUAAAAACUUCCCUUCCUAUGGGUGGGACAACGAAUAUGGUCAAGCGGAGAUACAUGUGCCGCCAUUCAAAGCAUCCAAAUAUCUGGUGACCAACGGGGAGUUUCUUGGUUUUGUCCGUUCUGGUGGUUAUAGGUGCAAGAAGUAUUGGUCCAGUGAGGGAUGGAAGUGGCGAGAGUUUAAACAGGCAAAUCACCCGGUGUUCUGGGUCUGCAAUAAAGGCUGCGUGGGGGGUUGUGGCGGGGACCUGGCUAACUGGUCUCACUGCCAUAUCAAAGAUGUAUCCGAGAAGAUACUUAAAAAGGAUGACAACAACAGCCAGAGCGUCGACACUGAAUACAGGUUGAGAUUGAUGUUUGACCUGGUAAACCUUCCCAUCGACUGGCCGGCUGAAGUUAAUUACCAUGAAGCAAAGGCGUUUUGUUGCUGGAAGGGAGCGGGUUUCCGCUUACCAACAGAAGCGGAGCAUAAUGUCAUGAGAGGCAAACAGAGGCCAAUAAGCGACGGUACAGCCUGUGACAUCAUAUACAGUGAUAAGAUAGAAGCCAACCUAAAUCUUCAAUAUGGCUCCUCAACUCCUGUCAACCUGUACCCGAGCAAUGAGAUGGGUUUCCAUGAUGCAUUUGGAAAUGUAUGGACAUGGCUCGAGGACCACUUCAAUGGACUCUGCGGCUUCAGCACACACUGGCUGUAUGACGACUUCUCCUCGCCAUGCUUCGAUGGCCAUCACAACAUGAUCCUGGGAGGUUCUUGGAUAUCUACUGGAGAUGAGGCAUCUCGCUUCGCCAGGUUUGGCUUCAGGCGACAUUUCUUCCAACACCUUGGGUUCCGACUUGUGCAGACAAUAGACCAACCGAAAGAAGGGAGAGUGUCAUUACCAGCCCGAGUCGUGAAUACACCAGUAUUCGUUUUAGGGAAGGGUGUCACAGCCAACAGUGGAUGUCUAAGUGACAUGUAUCGUGUUGAGGCUGUUCCCACCACAAACCUCAACUAUUGCUACGAAGGAGAAAAUUCGCUGGUAGGAAUCUUGGAAUUGGAAUUCGGCUUCCGAGACUCCGGCAUAGCCGUCCUGGCAGCGAUGUGUGGCGAAUACACACGUGACAUGAACAUCACCACUGACACAGCGCUACAUCUCGGGGCAGGGACAGGACGGGGGGCAUUUGAACUUAGCAAGGUGUUUUAUCGAGUACUUGGACUGGAACCGGUGGGGAGGUAUGUCGACGCGUCUCUCAGAUUGAAAGAAGAGCGUAAUUUGAAAUUUUCAGCCCCAAACAACAAUUCUGCCUCUGAGAUAAAUUUAGGUGAUUAUGAUGCCAAUCCCGAGAGGAUCACAUUUAAACAGUUGACGUGGAUAUCAAAUGAGGUGGACAGUCAUGAUCUAGUCCUCGUGACGCAUUUGGACCGAGUCCAGAAUCCUAAAGCUUGGUUGAUGCGUGUUUGGGAAAUCACAAAACCCAAUGGGAUUGCUGUGGUUGGAAGUCUGAGCGGCGAAUGGACCCAGGAGAAGAUGCAGCCAAUGUUGGGAGAGAGAAUGACAUGUGUUCUGGGCGAAGACGCUGAAUACAGCUGCCCCUCAGGACGUCGCACUGCAGUUGUGACUGUUUGGCGACGUCAGUAGGCAGCAUGGACACAGGGCGUCGCCUCUGCUGUAACACCAUGCGGUGUUCAUGAGAGUGGUAUAUCGAGACCCACGCGACAAGAACAGCGGACGAUGUGCUGGAGAGGAACAAGAUAGCAUUGCGCCAUGUAUAAAUGCUAUAAACACAGUUGAAUUAAAUCAUAUUUGGUCAUGAGAGAUAAACGGAGGUUUAAUGCAGAAUUUAACAAAUGAGCAUAUUACUUUUUGCGGUAUACUGGUACUCCUAUGUAUUAUGUAUCAACACAUGUUAUGCUUUUGCGUACUAUGUAUUUUACGUUUACCUUGAACGAGUGACUGUUAACAUUAUUUUACUGGUAUUAGGGUUGCAUGGGGUGUAUGUGAUCUUAUGCUGUUUCUUCUUUUCUCAUCAUCUCCAACUCGAACUGAAUAUUUAAAUUUCAUGGUCUUUUAUUUUCCUCUUAACAAACAUUAUUUAUGAAAACUGAUAUACUUUGAUGUAGUAUUCAAAUAAAACAUGUAUGACUUUA
Messenger RNA from Haliotis rufescens (red abalone), 2889 nucleotides. RefSeq lists its product as uncharacterized. The record is from RefSeq and is a predicted model, not a curated record. The transcript has 19 exons. The coding region runs from base 110 to 2380 and encodes 756 amino acids. NCBI's taxonomy places the organism in Eukaryota, Metazoa, Mollusca, Gastropoda, Lepetellida, Haliotidae.